AUAUUUUCAAUAAAUAUGGCUGCCCCCGCUCCCGAUGCAGAAGGUCGUAUUGGUGCUCGUAUCGAAAACUACACCAAAUUCUGGUCAAAGGACUUGUCUCAGGAGAAGGAAGCGCACACGGACAUCAGGGUUGAUGGAUACACAGAUGUUGUGAAUGGGUACUAUGACGCCGUCACUCAGAUUUAUGAGUAUGCGUGGUCCCAGUCGUUCCACUUUUCAAGGUUUUACAAGGGCGAGAGUUUCGCAGCUUCGCUUGCGCGUCAUGAGCAUUACCUUGCCGCCCAGAUGAAUUUGAAGCCAGGCAUGCGCGUCCUUGACGUUGGAUGUGGUGUCGGUGGACCCGCUCGUGAAAUUGCCCGUUUCUCCGAUGUUAACAUCGUCGGUCUCAACAAUAACGACUAUCAAAUUUCCAAGGCGCGUAAGCACACUAAAAACGCCGGCCUAGAAGACCAGAUUACCUUUGUCAAGGGAGAUUUCAUGAAGCUAACAGAACAAUUUGGGGAGAAUUCAUUCGAUGCUGUCUAUGCUAUUGAGGCGACAGUGCACGCACCUACAUGGGAGGGUGUGUACGGCGAGAUAAUGAAAGUUUUAAAGCCUGGAGGAAUUUUCGGUGUUUACGAAUGGUGCAUGACCGAUGCCUGGGACCCUUCGAUAGCCUCCCACAAGGAGCUGGCGCACGGCAUCGAGAUCGGUAAUGGCAUUCCUGAGAUGCGACCCCUUCGUCUUGCACGCCAAGCUAUGAAGACCGUUGGAUUUGAGAUUCUCCACGAAGAGGACCUCGCUGAGCGUCCUGAUUCAGUUACGUGGUAUUAUCCUCUGGAGGGUGAUUUCCGGAAAGCACAAACAUUUUGGGAUUUGAUACUUGUGUGGAGAACGAGCACUAGCGGCAAGUUCGUCAGCCAUAAUGGUCUGCGCUUGUUGGAGUUCCUCCGUAUCAUUCCUAAAGGUACAUGGGAGGUGUGCGAGGAGCUUAAGGUGGCUGGUGACUCCUUAGUCAAAGGUGGACAGACGAAGCUCUUCACACCGAUGUACCUCGCCAUCUGCAGAAAACCCAAUUAGGUGUUUUGUUCCUCGCGCUAUCUCAAAGGAAUCUUUGAUUAUCAUGUUAUACCACCACUUAAUAGAGCAGCACACUUGUUCGGACAUAUUUGUGGUUGACGUAUGACAAAUAAAGUACAG
Molecule: messenger RNA, 1179 nt
Organism: Guyanagaster necrorhizus
Lineage: Eukaryota; Fungi; Basidiomycota; Agaricomycetes; Agaricales; Physalacriaceae
Product: delta-sterol C-methyltransferase
Exons: 5
Coding region: 16-1059 (347 amino acids)
Biological process (GO): ergosterol biosynthetic process
Cellular component (GO): endoplasmic reticulum
Molecular function (GO): sterol 24-C-methyltransferase activity
Source: RefSeq, a predicted model, not a curated record